UCCUGUCGCGGCUACCUCGGCUGGCCUUGGCUAAAACGGAGCCUUUAAACGACGUUUGUUGUGGAUUUGCGUUGGGAAGAAGUCGGCGGAGGGAGUCCAGUCCAGCUGGACGGGGGUCUAGACGCGGCGCCGGGUUUUACGCGGUCCGCUUACGUGCGACGUUAUUGAUCCUGAGAAGAAUGACGGGUGUGGAGCCGAGGUGCUGCGGUUCCGCCCGGCUGGGCUCCAGCUCACACGGCACACCGGCCAGCCGUGCCCGCGCUUGCUGAAGGCCUGCGGUGCCGCCACAGGAUCGUCGCUAUUCCGACUUGAAGACUUGCCGGCUGCUCCGGGUCACAUCUAAAGACAUCCCCACACCUGGUCGCCCUUUUAGAAAUACUUAAUCACCUUUAAAGCUGUUCGAUCAUGGACGUGAGCAUCGCGGUGUCUCUGAUCCGCGGCCAGAUGGGGGCGGUAGUGGAGCGGGCGGUGAACGGGGCGGUGGAGACGGUGCUGGCCGAGAUGCUCCGGGUGGUCGGAGUCAAAUUCGAGGAGCUGAAAGCUCAGGUGGCCUCCCUGAAGAGGGACAUGACGGCCCUGCAGCGGGAGAAGGCGCUGAAGGAGAAGGAGAACGACAAGAUCCGGGCCAUGCUGAGGUACACCGAGCUGAAGCUGAAGUACUACCGACAGGGGGUGGAGGAGGAGAUGCAGCAGAGAGCCUCCAGCUCGUCUCAGAUCAAGGCCCACCCGAGCCAGCAUGCCUCCUUCUCCCAGACCCCCAGAGGAAACCUGGCUGUCUCCCCCAGCACGGUGCUCCUGGCUCCGGCUCAGAUCAGGACCCUUUCAGACACCAGUCAAGGGAACAGCUCCUCUCAGAGCAGGAGUAAGGCUGGGGCCAGAGUUAGUCUCCAGCCUGCUGAUGGCAGCGUGGCUCCCGCUGGCUCUCCCCUCCUCAGCUCUGAGCUGUCGGACCUGGUUCUGCCUCAGUCCGAUGAUUCUGACCGUCUGUGUGUUCAGCCAACCACAGUCCAACUGAGCAGACCGGCUGAAAGUAAGCAGCCCAGCACAGAGGUUUUGUCCAGCUGCGUCGAGCACGGUGCUGCUGCUCAAGGUAAAGAGGAUGUGGCCGGGGAGUAUGACUGGACCGUAGACCCGAAUCUGGCCCUCGGACCCCCCUCUGGCCCGGGCGUGGUCUCCAUGUGUGCCGUGGCCUCCCUGUCCCCUGACAGGUCCACCCAGGCAGACAGCUCCACGCUGGCCUCCAACGCUGCCCCUUCACAGAUGAAGCAGGAGGAGCCGGGGGAGGAGGUGGAGGUGAUCUGUAUCAAGGAGGAGCCAGAAGAGGAGCGGGAGGUGAUGGUCUCCCUGCUGCAGGACUAUCAGAUGCAGCAGGGUCACAUACCGGCCUCGGAGGUGAGGGAGGAGGUCAGAGGUCACCACGUAAGCCAGAAGGGUCAAAGGUCAUCGACAUUGUGGUCAAAUCCUCAAGCAGGCCAGGGUCACCUCCCCCUGGGUCACUCCACCGCCAUCACUGCUGCUGGGUCAUCUUCCUAUGUGGUGUCCCAGCAUGGAGCAGCCCUGCCCUCCAUCAUGAUUUCCCGCCAGGCGCCGCGGCCCAGGCCCAAAGACUUGAGUCUGUACGAGGAGUACAAACUCCGCCGCAACGAGAUACGAAAACGCAGCAUCAGCAGACGGCGGGAGAUGGAGAAGAGCCUGCCGCAGCCUCUGCUGGCUGACCUGGUGCGUGAGCGUCGGGAGAAGACCAGACUGAGAGUGGCCCGAUGGAGAGCGAAGAGAAAACUCCAAGCCUGUCUCAGCCAAACUCAGGCUCAGGGGGGCGCUGCAGACUUCACCCAGCAGCAGGUCUAUGACAUCACAGCUCAGCAGCUACAGCAGCAGCUCAGGACUUCCUGUGCGCCGGCCUCGCAGACACAGACGAACGCCUUCCUCGCCACCAACACCAUGGCCCUGCCCUUCAUCGCCCCAUCCUCUUCUUCCUCCUCCUCCCUGCUGCUGCUUGGUCACAUGACUGACCACAUAAAUCAGCACACCGUGACAUCCUCCUCCCACCCUUCGGUCAGCCUGGCGCAGCAGAACAUGUCUCUGACGGACACGGACGUCUUCCAGUAAGACAGUCACGGCUGCAGCGUGGAAACCUGUUGCUGUGUGUGACUAGGAGACAGAGACGGGACACGUCCAAGUGGUGUAAACCUGUUGGUGUGUGUGACUAGGAGACAGACGGGACACGUCCACAUGGUGUAAAUGUGUGGUAGAAGAGUGAGGCUGCACUGAGUGAUAUGUUUGAUACCCACCGUGAAUCACAUGACUCCCUGUAAGGUGACAGAACUGCUUGUACUGCAGAGUGCACUGAGAAUCAGCACGGCGGUCUUCGGUUUUUCUGAACCAGAGACCGAGUUCCCAUUCAGCUCGUUGACGAGAGUCACAUGGCGGCCAUCACGGCAGGAAACCUGAUGUGAACUGCUAUGUCUGUACACCGUGACCCGGUGUAGCUCGUGAACAUAAAAAUCCAGACAAAAACUUCUCAUCUCACCACGGUCACCACCCGAGGUUGUUCGGUGGUCUACCGAGGACCCGCUCUUCCUCCGUUUGCUCAAGCCGUGCCAGGAACUGGACCGACGACAUGUCGUCUCCCAUCCUCACCAUAUUCCAACGCUGGCCGGAUCUUCUGUAUGCAAAGAGAACCUUCCUCCUGCAUCACACAAACCGUACCUCCAGUGAUGAAGGCCACACGUCCUCGCCUCACAUCAGAUACCGAUGGGCUUUGAAAUCAGAAUCGAACGUCCAUCUGGAUUAUGGAGCAUGCAUCAGAACUUCCUCUCACCACUUCCUGACAAACAAAACCCGGCUAGAGGAACGGAUUACUCGGAUCUGGAGUUUGUUACGGAUGGGUGGGACCGGCGGUGACAGCUCAGGUGGGGAAGGCAGUGGAUGGAGAAGUGGAGGUCUUCUCGGCCUGUGAAGCUGCGGUACCACAGGCUGUUUUACAUCACGGGAGUUGUUUGAGUCGCUGUUCGGAUCAGAACAUCCCCGAACGCAGCUUUAAACACGUGUUUAAACCCAGUGGUGCUGCCGGCGUGUGAAGCUGAGGGUUUGUGUCCGAGGCCACAAAGUCCUCCGAUUCACUUCAACAUCAACGAGACGGAUGAUGAAGGCGAUGGUGAAGAUGCUCCAGAUGGCGGGCGGAGGCUCCUUUUUCUCUUUCUUUUCAUGAGGUUGCCUGUCUUCGUGUUAUUUAAAUUAAAAAUCAACCUCAGUAAUAGAAGUUCAGUUUUAUUUGAAAGUCAGUUCAAAGCAUUUAAUUCAGUGUGGUUUCAUACGUGCAGAACCAAACCCCUGCUGUGCAUACACCACUUUACUUUGUAUGAAGAGGAGGUUUUAUUUAUAUUGCUUCAUGUCGUGAUGUCAGUAAUCUGUUUUCUCUGAUUUUAAUAUUUAAUCAACUGUGACGCAGAUAAAUACAAAAGGCUUCACGCUGCCAGAAGACCCCCUGGCCCCUCAUCUGGUUUGGGGGCUUUCAGUCAUUCUGUUGACAUUGUUCACAUCUAACAUGUAAGAAACCUGGUCUUAUCUCCAUGUGGGUGAAGAAGGUGGUGUAGGUUGACUUCAUGACGUCAGUUUGGUUUCACUUGGCUCACAAAUCGAAAAGUUAACUUGUUCCAGUUAUUUAACUGGAUAUUAUUAAUAUGUUGUUUAACUGGAUAUUAUUAAUAUGUUAUUUAACUUGAUAUUAUUAAUAUGUUAUUUAACUGGAUAUAAUUAAACUGGAUGUUAUUGAUACAUUUAACUGGAUAUUAUUGAUAUAUUUAACUGGAUAUAAUUAAACUGGAUAUUAUUGAUACAUUUAACUGGAUAUUAUUGAUACAUUUAACUGGAUAUUAUUGAUAUAUUUAACUGAUAUUAUUAAUAUAUUUAACUGGAUAUUGAUAUAUUUAGCUGAUGUUAAUAUAUUUAACUUGAUAUUAAUAAAGUAGACAUGAUAAACUGGGUGAGAAAAAUGGCAGUGUAGGGAACACUGGUUUGAGCUGAUGGUGCUGAGGUACUGGACUCAAGGGUGGGUGGGGGUUUGCUGUUUCCAAAUGAACAUUUUGAAAACAGAAAUAAAAUCAGAUGAUCUUAGAAGUCCUCUGUGUGAGGAGAUCAGGCUCCACAUGAAAAUGGUUUUAGUGAAAAUUUGCUAAAAAGAUGAAUGAAACAGUUGUGCAGUAUUAAACCUGUGGUUGGCAAUAACAAAAUAAAAGUGGAUCCCUCAAAUAGU
Lampris incognitus (smalleye Pacific opah) is the source of this 4255-nucleotide messenger RNA. RefSeq lists its product as uncharacterized. NCBI's taxonomy places the organism in Eukaryota, Metazoa, Chordata, Actinopteri, Lampriformes, Lampridae. The record is from RefSeq and is a predicted model, not a curated record. The transcript is spliced from 9 exons. The coding region runs from base 406 to 2109 and encodes 567 amino acids.